AGAGAAGUGACUGGUUAAAACGCAUUGCCCUGCAUGACCGAAUGCUGUCUCAUGGCAUUUGGCUUCUUCUUCUGUGCUGGAGUUCAGUAGCGGAAGACGAUGAGGUCUACCUUCAGAAUUGCUACCGCCUGAUGGAUAGCCAGCUCCGACACAGUCACAUCCAAGACCACUCUUGCCAACAGAAAAUUGCAGGUAUCUACUGCGCGCGAUCAAUGGAAGUGGAACAACCUCAAAUCUUCCAGGGACAGUGUAGGCAGCCUGCUGCUGCUGAUAUUCAAAGCACUGAGAUGGUCUACCGGGACUUCCAGUCGAUCUCUUUAGCGGUGCUUGUUCUGGCAGCAUAUCAAAGUCAGCUGCCGGUGAUCAAAGAGCUCGUCACCUCUUUGUGGCAUUCAAGACACAGCUUUCUUAUUCAUGUCGACCAGAAGUUUCCAGUAUUGCAUGCAAGCGCAAAAGAUUGGGCAAAGGGCUUCGACAACAUAUACGUGCGUUCAGAGGUCUCCGUGAAGCGUAGUGGAGCAUCUCUGUUGGCAGCGGAGAUUUACGGCAUCACUGAGUUGCUGUCUUUAUCAAAAAGUUGGCACUACUUCAUCUUGCUCUCAGACAGUGACCAGCUAGUCCGGAUCUCAUUGAAGAAGGGACGUGGCAGAGUGUCGCAGUUGGCCUUUGCUGGCAUUUGUUCUUGUCCAAAAUC
Durusdinium trenchii is the source of this 694-nucleotide messenger RNA. The record is from the annotation of a GenBank genome assembly. Lineage: Eukaryota; Dinophyceae; Suessiales; Symbiodiniaceae.